This is a messenger RNA of Mucor mucedo, 2502 nucleotides long. RefSeq names its product peptidase family M41-domain-containing protein. Gene Ontology annotation, biological process: protein-containing complex assembly; mitochondrial protein processing. The transcript has 2 exons. Gene Ontology annotation, molecular function: ATP-dependent peptidase activity; ATP hydrolysis activity; ATP binding. Gene Ontology annotation, cellular component: membrane; m-AAA complex. The coding region runs from base 161 to 2398 and encodes 745 amino acids. The record is from RefSeq and is a predicted model, not a curated record. Lineage: Eukaryota; Fungi; Mucoromycota; Mucoromycetes; Mucorales; Mucoraceae.
CUUAAAAUGACACAAGCAUAAGUUUGGCAGUAAGCGCCCGGGGGGUUUUAAACCCGCAAAGUGACGUCGAAAGAACAUUUCAUUGGUGAUUUAAAAAGGCUCAACAUUUUUCUUUUUUCUAUAUACUACGCAUUUUUUCUAUAACUUCAUUUUUUUUUUCAUGUUGUCGCGCUUAGCACAGAUCGCUAGUCGAUCUACUCCACGAACCGCACUUCGAGUGUCUAGUAGACCCAGUGUCCUUUUAAGAAGGGAUUUGCGUAAAUAUUCUUCUGACAAGGAACCCAAAAAGGAUGACGGACCUUUCAACAUUCCUAAGGGCUUUGAGAGUUUCUUUGGAAAAAAGUCAGGCAAGCAAGCCAAGGAAUCGGCCGAAGAAGCAGCUUCUAAACACACCAAAAAUUCCAGCAACCAAAUUCCUAAACCUCCACCAACACCAAAGGGUAACAAACCCCCUGAAGUUCAAGUCAAUGUCAAUAUGCUACUUGGUACUGCUGCAGGUACUUGGUUAUUAUGGAAAUUGACCUCUCCCGCAGACUCUUCCAGAGAAAUUACAUGGCAAGGCUUCCGCACCCAAUUAUUAGACAAAGGUCUUGUGGAUAAAUUAGUUGUGGUCAACCGUAACCGAGUACGAGUUUAUUUAAGGGCAGAAGCCAAUUCAGUCGGUGUUAACCCUGGACAAACCUUUGUAUUCACCAUUGGUUCACCAGACAACUUUGAACAAAAGUUAGAAGACGCUCAAAACGAAUUGGGUAUCCCCUCCAAUGAACGUAUCGCUGUUGCUUAUCGCGAUGAGGUCAGCAUCGCACAAACUCUUUUACACUUUGCUCCUACCGUUUUAUUAAUCGGUGUGCUUGUCUACAUGACAAAACGUGGGGCUGGCGGUGCCGGUGGUCAAGGUGGUAUCUUUGGUAUCGGUAAGAGUAAAGCAAAGAUGUUCAACCAAGAAACAGAUAUUCGUGUCAAGUUUAAGGACGUUGCUGGUGCUGAUGAAGCAAAGGUUGAAAUCAUGGAAUUUGUUAACUUUUUGAAAAAUCCCGCCAUCUAUGAAAAGUUGGGUGCUACUAUCCCCAAGGGUGCUAUUCUUUCUGGUCCUCCCGGUACAGGUAAAACUCUUUUAGCUAAAGCUACUGCUGGUGAAGCUGGUGUACCUUUCUUGAGUGUUUCCGGUUCCGAAUUCGUAGAAAUGUUUGUUGGUGUAGGUCCUUCUCGUGUACGAGACUUAUUCGCCACCGCCAAAAAGAAUGCUCCCUGUAUCAUUUUUGUGGAUGAAAUCGAUGCUAUUGGUAAGGCUAGAGGUAAAGGUGGACAAAUGGGCGGUAACGAUGAAAGAGAAAGUACAUUGAAUCAACUGUUGGUUGAAAUGGAUGGCUUUGAUUCAAACCAACAUGUGGUUGUUUUAGCUGGUACUAAUCGUCCUGAUGUUUUGGAUCCUGCCUUGAUGCGUCCUGGUCGUUUCGAUCGUCAUAUUGCUCUGGAUCGUCCUGAUAUCAGUGGUCGUGCUGAAAUCAUGAAAGUGCAUUUGAAGCCUAUCAAAACAAAGGUUGAUAUUGAGCAGCUUUCCCGUAAAUUAGCUGCAUUGACCCCUGGAUUCAGUGGUGCUGAUUUGAGAAAUGUCUGUAACGAAGCUGCUUUAAUUGCUGCUCGUCAUUUGAAAGAAGAGGUUGAGGAAAAGGAUUUUGAGGAUGCUAUUGAACGUGUUAUUGCGGGUCUCGAAAAGAAAUCUCGUAUUUUGUCACCCGAAGAAAAGAAGACAGUUGCAUAUCAUGAAGCUGGUCAUGCUGUUGCCGGUUGGUACUUGAAGCACGCUGAUCCUUUACUCAAGGUGUCUGUUAUUCCUCGUGGAUCUGCAGCACUUGGUUAUGCACAAUACUUGCCCAAGGAUCAAUACCUUUAUUCUAAAGCACAUCUCUUGGAUCGCAUGUGUAUGACUCUUGGUGGUCGUGUAUCUGAAGAAAUCUUCUUUGACUCAAUCACCACAGGUGCCCAUGAUGAUUUACAAAAGGUCACCAAGAAUGCUUAUGCUCAAGUUACGACCUACGGUAUGAAUGAAAAGGUUGGUCCUCUUUCCUUUUCCGACCCUUCUGGUGAACAACAAUUCCAAAAGCCUUAUUCUGAAGAGACUGGUACUUUAAUUGAUAAUGAAGCUAGAAAGUUGGUUACCGAUGCCUAUUCUCGUACCUUGAAAUUGUUGACUGAAAGAAAGGCCGAGAUUGAAAAGGUUGCCAAGUUAUUGUUAGAAAAGGAAGUUUUGACAAGAGAAGACAUGGAGAAUCUUUUGGGCAAGAGACCCUUUGAAGAGUUUACUGUUUAUGAUGAAUACGUUAGAAAGAAGACCUCUGCUCCUCCUCCAUUCCCUGAAGACACUCCUACCGGUCAAACCGAUCCCACUAUUAAUUAAUUCUCUCUUUCCUUUAAUUUUUUUUUUUAAAAAAAAAUGCUAACCCAAUGCAGCAAACACGCACACACACACACACUCUUUAAUUCGUAAAGUAGACACCAGAU